AUGAAUUUUAUUUUGAUCUUAUGUCUGGGGUUUAUCAUUAUUUACUCUUGUGUUUCGUGGUUGUUACCAACACUUCUAUCAUGGCUAUUUAAACGGAAAUAUCAUAUUAAACUUAAGAUUGGAAGUAUAGCUGUACUAAAACUAAUUUUGCGAGAUGUGAGCUUAUCUAAGGAUGGGUACUCUGUUCAUAUUGAUGAAAUAUCAUUCCGUAGUAGUUGUUUUAACUCGGAGAUCAACAAACUUGUCUCAGUUGUAAUAAAAUCUCUAAAGGUAACAAAUAAUGCAGAAGAGAAAAGAAAUGCAGUUGUAGAGACCAUUUUAAAACCUCUCCUCUCAAAACAAAAUUCUUACUCACAAGUAGAGAAUUUGGAAACAGAAGUAUCUGGGCAGAUAGAAGAUCAUCAGCAUUAUUCACUUAAACACCAAACGUUAUUGGAAUUCAGAGAUAAAAAACUGCCUCCAAGUUUAAUCAUGUUUGCACAGUUUAUGGGUGUACAUAUAUUUAAUGCCUCUAUCACAAUACAUGACUGUGGAAAUGACUGGUAUCUCCAUACAACAGCAUCAGAGGUUCAUGCAGAUGGAGCAGCUGGAGGCCCAGCUCGAGCCCUGGUCUUCUCAGCUAAUAUUAGUGAUGCUAAGGCUAGAAUAAUUUCUGGGAGAAAUGCUUUAGCAGAGGCUGCUGGUAGUAUUCUUGUGGAAGGCACUGUUAAAGCUGACAGUCCUUUAAAUGUAGAGAAAAUACAUACAGUGAUAAGUAAUCCGGCAGUGGUGCUACAAGAUGAUCUGUAUGACUUUCUACAACGAAAUAAAAAGACCAAGUUAGUGGCUCCAUCACCUCCUAGUGAAGAUCACCUAGCUACACUAAUACCUAGACUCUCUCCUGUUAUUCCAAAGAUACUAAGCCUCAAAAUUGGGCCUACAAGUAUUGGAUGUGUGGACAAUCUCACUAAGACUAAGUUUGAAGUAUCUUUACAAAGUUUGCUGGUAAAUUCCCGAUUUAGUGCAGCAUCAGUAGCGGUUAGUGCUGUCGGUGCAGAAGUUAUGAGACUACCCCAAGUUUAUGUCGCUCUGCAGGCGGACGGUUUACGGCUGUCUGCCAAAGACAGUACAUUAAUAUUUUUAAAUAAAGUCAAGCUGGAUGCCAAGCUUGAAAAAGGCACACUAAAUCUUUACCUCAUAAUCAGUACUUUGAACGUCACAUACGAGCAUAGUAACGUGUUUUUGUGGUACUCCAGUAUAUUGCAAAGAAUAAAAAAGGCAAAGGCCAUGAAGUUAUCACAAUUUACACAAAAGACAUGGAACGCUGAAGCGUGGUGGUCCCGAAUGUCACGCAGCUGCGCGUUACAAGGCUGCGCGGAGUUGCGAAGUGUAUUAAUACGAUGUGGCCGCGAUAUUGCUGCCUUCGGAGCUGGAUGUAGUGGGCUUAAGGUCAAGUUUGAUCAGCUGCUGGAUACAACCGAAGAAACGUAUGCCUGUUGCGGUCGUCAAUGGAGCGCGGAGCUGUUAGUGGACGGCGGCUGGGCGGGGGCGGGACGAGGGGCGGGGCCACCGAGACGAGCCCAUCAUUGGGGCUCACACGUGCUUGCUGUUGCACUUGUUAAGUGGGCCUCACAUGCGCCUAGACAGUCAAAGGUGGAAGCAAUGAUGGACUGUCUGCGAUUAGAAUGGAGCCCGUCGCUCGCGCAAUCUAUACUAACUUUCGUUGACUGUAUGAACGAAUAUAGAGGGUUUACAGAGCAAUCAUCUACAGACUCCACACAGACUUCCCAUGAAAUCACUAUGAAUGUGGCUCUAUCCCACAUUAACCUGUUCCUAAUUGUCAGUGAUACAGUUUGCUUAAUGACGAGAAUCGAUGCGGUAACAUUUGAGAAAAGCAAAAAUAAAACGGGGGCUGUGGUUUCUGGACUGAAGAUGGUGGAAUUCAUUCCGUUUCAAGGCAACGUACACUGUCACCGAAGUGAUGAAAUACCGUCAUCGUUCUUCCACGUGAAGUUAGCAAGGAUUGAACGCGUACCGAACAUCGAACGAAAUUCUCUUCUGCUCGACUUUCAAUUCUUAGAAAAUGUUGAGUUUGAUUGGAGCCCUAAUUUACAUCUGAAGAUUUUAACAUUUAUUAGAGCGUUUAGAGGGUUCAGGAAUGAAAUUAAAGACAGAAGAGAGAGCAUUGAUGUUUCGCGAAAGAAAGAGAUGGCGAAGGAUUGGAGAGUGUCGUUUAAGACUGAAACUAAUUUAGGUUUAGCGUUAUCUAAGGAUAAUAGUAUGGUGUUUUCUACAGAUGACAUGACGAUAUCAUAUGACCACGAAAUAGGCCUGUCAAUAGUCUGGAGUCACUUGAAGAUGAUUUUGAAUGGGGACGAAAUAGUAACUGUAGAGGGAUACUCCCAGGAACGUGUAUCUGAUGAUCCUGAUAUACGAAUUGAGAGAAAGGCAAAUGACGGAUUCGUGUUGUCGUGGAACAAAGUUUGGGCCGUCAAUAUAGAAUCAAUCCGCGUGAUAUUCCCAUACAAGCACCGAUUUGCUGAAGCUGUUCAAGGAGAUUUUGUGUCUCUCUUCAAAUGGUUAAAACACGUGCAUGGCAUUAAAAAGAAAUCCUUUACGCUGGAUAGUCCAUUGCCAAGCGAUCUUCAUAUAAAGAUCGAUGAAAUACUUAUUGAAAUGAGCGAUGACCCAUUCUGCUCUACGUAG
Messenger RNA from Pieris macdunnoughi, 2685 nucleotides. NCBI's taxonomy places the organism in Eukaryota, Metazoa, Arthropoda, Insecta, Lepidoptera, Pieridae. The record is from the annotation of a GenBank genome assembly.